ACGGAUCCCAAAAAAAGGGGGAGGCGCGUUGGGUUGCAGACGCGACGCAGGCUUGGGAGACAGGCAUGGUGUAUUUCCACAUGCUAAUGCUUCCGCACGACCCCACUUGCACGAUCAUGACCAGUGGAGUGAUGCCAACGUCAACCUGGCAGGAAGAGCGCAGCACAAUAAGUGUCAAGCCCAGAGUUGGAAUCAGGGUGUGUGGAUGGAGAUCAGGUGUGGAAGGAACUUCAUCCAUCGGAAUCCAGCUUUUAUGAAGCAGUGGAUAUGGCGAGAGGCCUUGUUGGCUCCUUGACUUCAGACGCCACUAUCUGAUCGCUCUCAUGCCGGCAGGCAUCAUGUGCUGUUCUUCUUCUGCUUCUUUGUUACCACGUCCGAUCAAGUCAAGUGAGAUCUAAUCAAAGCAGUCACAGCACAAUGAGACCAGGCAAGGGCCAUCAAUUCAGCAGAUGAGUCCGGGUUGCACAAAUGGCUGCUGUCCAGUCUAUGGUUUGACUUGGGCGGGCCAUUUUCCUGUCCUCACGCAUCUGAUCUGACCGAUCUGACGGACUCUGAAAGCAAAUCGAUAGCCGCAGAAAAAAAGGGGGAUCGGGGAAGGACUGACGGAGGGUUUGGCAUCUGCGUAUUGGGGGGGGAAGACUGUGACGCGGCGUGGCGUGACUGGACUUUUGCGCACGCCGUGAGGGGUCAAUGACAAUGGCUCAUGAAGAUCGUUCUCUUGAGAGCCAUGAUUAUUUUAGAUCGAAGGACUUCUGGGACACAUUCUUCGUGAAGAGAAAAGAAAAGCCGUUUGAGUGGUAUGGGGAGUGGCCGGUGCUGAAGGAACUGAUUUCAAAGACAUGCAAGGCUGGUGACGAUGGCGAUGACAUUCUGGCAGUGGGUUGUGGCAAUUCCGAGCUGUCGGCAGAGAUGUAUGAUCAUGGCUUGACAAAGAUCACAAACAUUGAUUUCUCCAAAGUCUGCAUCAUGCAGAUGCUGACAAAGCAUGUCCGACUGCGGCCAAAGAUGCGCUGGCUUGUCAUGGAUAUGACGAAAAUGCAGUUUGCCGAUGGGUCAUUUGAUGUCGUCAUUGACAAGGGAGGGCUGGAUGCCUUGAUGCCAGAGCAAAGCGAUUCAGCAAGAUCAGCGGGUAAGGCAUUAUUAUCAGAGGUGGGAAGGGUACUCAAGAAGGGGACUGGACGCUAUAUUUGUGUGACUCUGGCACAGACACACGUCCUUGAGGUGCUCCUGGAUCACUUCAAGCUCCACUGGAAAGUGGUGGUUCACAGAGUGCCAGUGUCGGAGGAUGUAUCUGACCUGAAACCCUUCUGUGUAAUUGUGAAUCACCAGCCAAGCAGCUUGUCGGAGGUAGCAGCAAGACAUGUGCCAGAGCCUGUGGAUAUCUCGUUUGACCCAGAUUCGGCUGACGGAAUAGACAGAGAUCAGCUUACGUCUUUGUUGGAAACCAUCAGAAAAGCGAAUGAGGAGAGGACACACUACAGCGCGCAAGCAGCAGGGACUGUUGAUUUGGAAAACACCUCAGGGCACGAGCAUGCGGGUGCCCAUGUGCAUUCAGAUGCAUGUAGCCACUCUCAUGACCAUAACCAUAUCCAUUCUCAUGAUCACCAUGGGAACGCUUGUGCGCAUACUCAUGAACAUGGUCAUCACAACCACGAUCAUGAUCAUCAUCACCAUCUUGAUCAUCAUCAUGCUCACCCGCAUGGCGCUGAUCAUGGGCAUGCGCAUGUCCAUGGCCAUGGGUGCUGUGAGCAACCGCACAUGCGAGGGAAGGCAGUUACUCGGCGUUGGCGAGAUCGGGAUGGACCUGAUGUUUUUUGGAGGCUGAAUCCUGGCCGGCGCAUUGUGGCGGAGCUUGGCGGAGAGGAUCCUGAAGCAAAAGAGCAAAUGACCAGAAAUAGUGGAGACAACUCAUCAAGAGUCUCCCGAGGCCGGUUUACUGCUACGGUGUUGGACGCGAAGAAAAGUGGGAUGUCACUUGCACACAGAUGUGCUGUCUUUCUUGUUCCCCAGGGAAGGGAGCAUGAGUGGUUGUUUUCCUCGGAAGAAGGGCAGUGGCAGCUUGUCGAGAGGGCAGGAGCUGCAAGACUGAUUCUGGUAGUUCUUAACCGUGGGCACAAAUUUGGUGCAAGCAGUGAAGUGCAGGCUGAGCUCUCCCCGUUGGUGAUAGGAGUGGCACCUGCAGACUGCCGUGAUGGCCAUGUGGCUAUCCCGUACGUGACGACCGAUGAUGGUGUUGGAAGAAGGGUCAUUCUUGAAGAGGUGGGAUCGCCUCUGACAAGUCAAAUGGUCGUGGAAGAAGUAGAGCUUCAGAUGGACUCUGAUGGAACUACAAAGAAGAGACCAACAACAUCAGUCUUCCGGCGUUUGAUCUUCUCACGAAACCCCAAUCUCAUUCAGACAGAAAUGCUUCUUGUUCCCAAGGAACCAUUAUCUGCUGUGCGUGGAGAACAGGGGGGUGAUUCCUCCGCCAUUGUGGAACGGAGUGCAGGUGGAGGGAGAAGAAGAUCUCGAAAAGCAAACACGAAGGCAGAAGGCAAUACUGGCAGUGCGGAGGUGGCCAAGCAGGAGAUGACCAUCGAUCAUAGCUACUUGGCAUGUGAAUAUCAAGAGGCCAUGGUGGCAGGCCUAUCACUGAUCUCAUCCUCCUUACAGAAAGUUGGUAAUGGUGGUAGUCAGGGCCAUGUCUGCAUCAUUGGUCUUGGUGGUGGAGCGCUCCCAAUGUUCAUGCACAAGUAUCUCCCUGUGUCUCUGAAGAUUGUUGAGCUGGAUGCACAAGUCGUCAACGUUGCGAGGAAACAUUUCGGUCUUGUUGAGGACCAGAGAUUGCGGGUUGUUAUUGGAGAUGGCAUUGAAGUUAUUGGCCAAAUGGCAAGAAAAGCAAGUGCAGUCAUGGCAGAACAUCAGCAAGCUGAGCCUUUAGAUGCUUCGGCAGGUAGCUGUGGCCUUUCAGAGGGUGUUGGCCACAAUGCUGAUGACGGUGAUAGUGGAAGCUGCCUCAGUGUGGAAGAGACAGAAGUCGAUGCAAGUAACGGAACUGCUUCAAGCUGUGGUGUGAGUACUGAACGCCAUGAUGACCAUUCCAAGGUGUCUUUUGGGAAGCAAAGGCCAGAAGCACAUGGGGAAAUUGAAGGUCCUGCCUCACUGGAUGUUGUCAUUAUUGAUGCUGACAGCGGUGAUGCAAGUCUGGGAAUGAGCUGUCCACCAGCGGCAUUUGUGCAGGUGGAGUUUCUCAGGAUAUUAAAGGAGGUGCUCGUGGAUGGAGGAUUGCUUAUCAUCAAUGUUGUCUCCAGGGCUGCAGGCCCAUAUACAGAAGCAGUAGAAUCUGUAAAGCAGGUGUUCGAUGAAGUGUACGAGAUAAAGAUGGACACUGAUGUUAACUGCGUUCUCUUUGCGUUGGUGCGAAGGGAUGAAUCUCCAAAGAACAGCAUUUUGAAUGGAGGAGAUUUGAAGGCAGCCGUAGCUACGAUCACUGGCUUCAUCACGCAGAGAGGCACAUGUGCCUUGAUUCCUAAGCUUCCAAAGCUCGUGUCAAGUUUGAGGGCACUUAAGCCAGUGGAUAGGGCAGAGGAAACUGCAGCGGGCAAUGUGGGGGACGUGUCUCAGAGUGGAGUGGGUCCCAAACCUUCCAAUAGAGGGGGCAAGAGCAAGAGAGGAAGCGGUAGGAUCGGGGGACAUAGGUGACUGGCAGAAGAAGAUAGCAGGAGGGGGUUCUGUGAAAGUGGCAUUGUGGGAGUGGUAUGUUUGUACCUGAAUCCAAGCGAAAGGAAUGGGGCAUAGAAGGCUGAGAGAAUGAGGAGAAGAAGGGGCCUGACUGAGCUAGGAGGGAGGUACCUGCACCCGCACAACAGGGGACAUCAGGCAUGUGAAUGAAUGGACCAUGGCCUGGACUCGUGUAUGAUGCUAACAAAUUUUGUUUCUGCAGUUUGGUGUGCCUGGCCGUUUGCGGAUUCGGUGAUGCCUCGUUUGUUCCUGCCUGAGCAACCCCGACAACAUCCGGAAUGGGAUGCAUUCUGCAGGAGAGGUUGAAGAGAGAGAGAGAGAGAGAGAGAGAGAGAGAGAGAGAGAGAGAGAGAGAGAGAGAGAGAGAGAGAGAGAGAGAGAGAGAGAGAGAGANGAGAGAGAGAGAGAGAGAGAGAGAGAGAGAGAGAGAGAGAGAGAGAGAGAGAGAGAGAGAGAGAGAGAGAGAGAGAGAGAGAGGAUGGCACUGCUGACAUAAGUUGAGCUCUUCAGACUAGGGUACAUGUCCGGAUGGGUGCAAUCUAACAAUGCAAUAUGACAAUCUAAGCACCCCUCUUAAAGUUUAUUGGCCGCGGGGAUGUCCACGUGCGCCGAGUCUGUGGGGUCCAUGGCCAUUGGAUUUCAGUAUCAGUGGCCGAAAACAAAAAAAAAAUUGGGCUCAACUUGGCACCGCUUUAGAACAUGUCGUUCUUGCAGUAAGAGAUGGUGCUUCUUUGCGCGAUACGCACCUGUUCUUUUGCCGACGUGUUGUUGGUUACAUUUUUUAGUCCCUCUGACAAUGUCACAGGAAGCGGAGAUGUCCGGUAAGCAAAACAGGAAUGCUGAUCGUGGGAUGGCGGUGUCAGAAGAAGGAGCGUUACAUGUUUUGUUUUCUUUUGUUCAUUUUGCUUUGUCGUCGUUCGGGUGGUCGCUACCCCGUGGUCCGUACAUGGUCAUUUUUUCUCGCGUGUUGGAUUUGAGAGCGGGGUGGGCCGGAAAUCUGACGGCGUGCACGUUUCUUGAUCUCCUGUCCAGUUUGAUUUGUUUGUCCUCUUGUGAGGCGGGGCUGGAAAUAGUGCCUUUGUGUGGGAACCUUCUUUCAUUUUUUUGAAUAUGAAAAUUCAUGCACUAACUGCUAUUUGUGUUUUACUCUUUAUUGGAGCUGUAGGAAAAUC
Chara braunii is the source of this 4892-nucleotide messenger RNA. Lineage: Eukaryota; Viridiplantae; Streptophyta; Charophyceae; Charales; Characeae. The record is from the annotation of a GenBank genome assembly.